ACUAAAAAACGAUAUUCAGGGAAAGGAGGAAGAUGCUGAGCUUAUCACUGAGCAAUCAUGUUCCUCCUCCAUUAACGCUCUUAAGCCACCAACGGAGCAUCCUACGCCGAUCGUCUCUACUGUUUCACCAACUCUUCCGCAACAAUCUCGUCUCUUGCUCUUCGUCUUCUUCACCUGGAGGAGUCGUUGUAAUCCCCGCCUCCUCUUCGUCUCCAAUCGCAGUUCCGGAAUCAGAAGACGAGGAGGACAGCUUCGAUGACGAAUUACGCCGUCUGUUGGCGCUCGUACCGGAGGAGAUACGACGGACGCUGGAGGAGCAUCCUCAAAUCAGCGAGCUCAUAGAGGUAGUUUUGGAUUUGGGGCGUAAGCCUCUGGCGCGAUUCCCUUCCGGAGAUUUUAUCAUCUCCGAGGAUGCUGUUAGGGUUAAGGAUCUUGAAUUCGCAGUCUCUCAGGUUGGUUGGUGAGUUUACUAACGAUAACCGAGCUGGAAUCAGCCGGACAUUGCAUCGUAUCAGCGCCAUAAGGAACCGAAAGGGAGAAAUCAUUGGCUUGACUUGCCGUGUUGGUCGAUCCGUUAGAGGAAGCGCAAACUUGCUGCGUGACCUUGUCCAAGAUGGGAACUCUUUGUUGCUUAUCGGUCCACCAGGUGUCGGUAAGACCACAAUGAUAAGGGAGGUAGCACGAAUGCUAGGGAAUGACUAUGAUAAGAGAGUGAUGAUUGUUGAUACUUCCAAUGAGAUUGGUGGUGAUGGUGAUAUACCUCAUCCUGGGAUUGGUAAUGCUAGGCGGAUGCAAGUACCUAACUCCGACAUACAACACAAGGUACUGAUUGAAGCAGUAGAAAACCACAUGCCCCAAGUGAUUGUGAUUGAUGAGAUUGGAACUAAACUUGAAGCUAUAGCUGCAAGUACAAUAGCAGAGCGUGGGAUACAGUUAGUUGCCACGGCUCAUGGAGCCACCAUAGAGAAUUUGAUUAAGAACCCUUCGUUAGACCUCCUCGUUGGAGGUGUUCAGAGUGUUACACUUGGAGACGAGGAAGCGACCAGAAGAGGUGGCACGAAGACUGUCCUUGAAAGAAAAGGUCCACCGACAUUUACCUGUGGUGCAGAGAUAGUUUCAAAGACUGAAGUUCGUGUUCAUCGUAGUCUUGAAGCAACUGUUGAUGCUCUCCUCGCAGGUCGCUUACCAAACGUUGAAAUCCGCAAAAUAAACUCUCAUGGAGUGGAAGUAAUUGUAGAAAAGAAGGAACCUUUGAUGGAUGUGAAGAUUUUAGACAAGAAACAUGAAGAGGAAACGUUAGAUGUUUCGAGGCUUACUAAAGAUGAAACUAUCUCUGAAGUCCUUCCAGUUGAGGAGACUACUGAAGCAGAAUCAACAGAGCAUGAGACACCGAUGUAUCUAUAUGUCUAUGGGAUUGCAGAAUCAACUGUCCUUCAGGCUAUAAAAACACUAGAGAUGGAGAUUGCCGUAGAGAUAACCGACAACAUUAGUGAAGCAGAAGCGUUACUUGCAUUGCAAUCCAAGAUCAGGAAGAAUCCUCGGAUUAAAUCAUUAGCUACAUCUCAUGGUAUACCUGUUUAUGUAACAAAGACUAGUUCAGGUAUUCAAGUGGCCAAGGCGAUACGGGAGUUACUAACAGAUUAUGAAGAUGGACUAGGAGAGUUUGGAUCAGAAGAUCGUCCAAAACUUUCUGAAAAAAUGGAUGCCUUAGAGGAAGCAAGAUUAGCGAUAGAGCGGAUAGUGAUACCAGAGAAGGAACCAGUAGAUCUUCUCCCAAGGCCGAGGAAGAUCGUGUCAUUUCAAGGCAACCUAGUCAGGAAGUAUAAUUUAAGAUCAGAAAGACAUUGGAGAGGAGAUGAGGUGUAUCUACGGAUCCUCCCUUACGGUAUGGAAGAAGACAGAGACGACGAAGAUGAAGAUGAGGAGGAGUUGGAAGACGAGAACGGAGGAGAGGUUGAGGAAUUUGGUUGUGUCACAGACGAGUCGUCUAAUGGUUUACCCUACGGUAUCGACAGGUUACCUCUAUUGCCUGACUAGUUUUGUUUUUAUUUGUCCAUAACAUUGUUAUAGAUACAUUUUUGUGACUGCAAAUGUCACUUUUGUGAAAAAUAUAUCGUAAUUGGAUAUUUUGAAGUGA
This is a messenger RNA of Raphanus sativus (radish), 2137 nucleotides long. RefSeq names its product protein SEEDLING PLASTID DEVELOPMENT 1. The record is from RefSeq and is a predicted model, not a curated record. The transcript is spliced from 9 exons. NCBI's taxonomy places the organism in Eukaryota, Viridiplantae, Streptophyta, Magnoliopsida, Brassicales, Brassicaceae. Gene Ontology annotation, molecular function: ATP hydrolysis activity. Bases 412 to 2037 code for a protein of 541 amino acids.